Molecule: messenger RNA, 2116 nt
Organism: Leptopilina boulardi
Lineage: Eukaryota; Metazoa; Arthropoda; Insecta; Hymenoptera; Figitidae
Gene: 5-HT7
Product: 5-hydroxytryptamine receptor 1-like
Exons: 6
Coding region: 1097-2050 (317 amino acids)
Biological process (GO): adenylate cyclase-activating adrenergic receptor signaling pathway
Cellular component (GO): membrane
Molecular function (GO): G protein-coupled amine receptor activity
Source: RefSeq, a predicted model, not a curated record
UCGUCCCAGUCUAGUCGUACGACGAACGUCGAGCUCGACUCCUCUCUACAAGUUUUGAUGCGCACCAUUAAUUCUGCGCGUAAAUCCCAUAUUUUUGAACGAACCGCCAAAUACAAUUUUACCAUCUCGAGCGUCGUUUAAUUAGAAGAAGAAGGAAAAAAACAAUUCUUUCCAUAAAAUUCGUUAAAAAAAUAUAACCCCCCUCCCCCCCCCAAAAAAAACAGGAGUUCAGGAACUGAAAAAAAGGGAUAUUAAUGAAAAAGGAAAGGAAAAAAAAAGAAAAAUAAAAAACUAUUAAAAAUUUAACGCCGGAAGUGUUUAUUUUUUUUCGAAAUGUUAUGAAAAAGAAAUUAUGAAAAAUUCCCUUAAAAGAACACAUUUGUGUUUAAUUCAAAUAGCGCGUUCUUUGGUCUCGGCGAACACCUGUAGCAGCAGCGCCGGAAAACUUGCUUCUUUCAACGUUUCCCCAGGAAAUUUGUGUAUUUCAAUGUUGUCGAAAAAAAUGAUUGGAAAAAAAAAGAUUCAUCAGAUUUGUGUGAAAAAAUAGAAAUUGUUUUUUGUUUUUUUUUUUAACAAAAAAAAAAGAAUUUGAUACAAUAAAAAUCGUGUACUGUGAUUAUUUGUGUGGUUUUUUUUUUUUAAAUUCUAAACUAAAACAAUUGUGUGAAUUUUCAAUGAGAAUUUUUUGACUGAUUUAAAUAAUAAUAGGGAUUAUUAAAUAUAGUUAUUACUAUAAAUAAUAAUGGGAAAUAAUGAUUUGUGUUUAAUUUUGAUGGUCAUUUACAGGAAUGAAAUUUGAACACUAGAAGGAAUAUAUUUAGAAGCUGUGUGAAAAUUCAUCUUUCUAAAGGAGAUGAUGGAUUUUGUCAUUUUUCAUGGAAAUGAAUGGUGAGAAUGAAGGUGAGGUGCUACUGCUGCUGCUGCUGCUACAAUGUUGACAAUAUUAUUUUAAGUUUGAAAGAAAGUUUGUAAAACUAGAAAAAUUCAAUGCGUGCGUUGAUUUACUGUGGAGAUUGGCGACGAAAAGCUCGGAAGUAUGACGUAGUCAGAGUGACCAGGAGCGUUUGGAAUGCUCCAGAAUUUCGGUUAGGGUCGUAUGGAGGGGAAGUACGUAACAACCGACAGCACCUGGUUUUUGAACCUGACGACGAACACAACUACUCAGGAUUCCGACAAUUUCCUUUACGGAUUUCCCGGGAAAUAUUCCCCAUACUCUACUCCUACGGCCAUCUUCCUUGCUCUGCUUCUUGGAAGUAUUAUCAUAGGGACUAUAAUUGGAAACAUUUUGGUUUGCAUUGCGGUUAAGAAAGUGAGGAAACUGCGGAAACCUUGCAACUACCUCCUGGUGAGCUUAGCUGUCAGUGAUCUCUCUGUGGCUAUAUUAGUAAUGCCAUUGUCAGUGAUUUACGAAAUUUGGGGAAGUUGGCCUCUCGGAUCCAUCAUGUGUGACUUCUGGGUCAGUCUCGAUGUCCUUAGUUGCACAGCAAGCAUUUUAAAUCUCUGCGCGAUUUCCGUCGACCGGUACAAGGCCAUCACGAAGCCACUGGAAUAUACGGUAAAGAGAACACCACGACGGAUGGGCGUAUGGAUAGCUCUUGUCUGGUGCAUGGCAGGUUGUAUCAGUGUUGCUCCCUUGUUGAUACUUGGCAAUGAGUACAAGACUUCCGAAACUGGACGAAUCGAUUGUAACGUUUGUCAAAAUUCAUGGUAUCAAUUUUAUGCCACCAUGGUCAGCUUUUAUUUUCCAACAGCCGUCAUGAUAUAUGUAUACUGCAUGAUAUAUAUGGCUGCUCACAAAAUAGUCUUAGAAGAAAUAAGGGCCCAAAAUCAUUUGGAAGCACAUUGUUAUAUGGAUAUUGAGCCACAACAAAAUCUCUCAGUACCAGUGAUAACUCGUCCAAAUAAUUCCGACGAACAAACAACGCGUACGAGUUCUCCUUUGAAGCAACAUAGAAGUUCCAGUGCAUCGACCACGGGAAGACCGCGGCAACAUGCAACAGUGGUAAGUUGCAAAAAUCCUUUUAAAAGCUUAUAUUGCAGUAGAUCCUAGAUUAUAUUGUUUUUUUUUUAUUUUCCAAGCUUUUAAUCUCACGAAUUCAUUUAUCAUUUAAGAAAC